Messenger RNA from Ochotona curzoniae (black-lipped pika), 3467 nucleotides. RefSeq names its product conserved oligomeric Golgi complex subunit 6. The transcript has 19 exons. NCBI's taxonomy places the organism in Eukaryota, Metazoa, Chordata, Mammalia, Lagomorpha, Ochotonidae. Gene Ontology annotation, cellular component: COG complex. Gene Ontology annotation, biological process: intra-Golgi vesicle-mediated transport. The record is from RefSeq and is a predicted model, not a curated record. Bases 35 to 2008 code for a protein of 657 amino acids.
GUGGCCUCGGAGCGGGAGGAGUGGUGGUGGCGCUAUGGCCGAGACGAGUGGGGAAGUGGCUUCCGUGCCUGCGGCCGGGGCUGCCAAUGGCCUCAACAACGGGCCAGGCGGCAUCUCGGCUCAGUCCAACAACCCGCUGUCUCGCAAGCUGCAUAAGAUCCUGGAGACACGGCUGGACAACGACAAGGAGAUGUUGGAAGCUCUCAAGGCACUUUCAGCCUUUUUUGUUGAAAAUAGUUUGCGUACACGGAGAAAUUUACGUGGAGAUAUUGAACGCAGAAGUUUAUCCAUCAAUGAAGAAUUUGUAAGCAUUUUCAAAGAAGUGAAGGAGGAACUUGAAAGCAUAAAUGAAGAUGUUCAAGCAAUGAGCAGCUGUUGUCAAGAUAUGACAAACCGCUUACAGGCAGCAAAGGAACAAACUCAAGAUUUGAUAGUGAAAACUACUAAGCUUCAGGCUGAAAGUCAAAGACUAGAAAUCCGAGCACAGGUCGCUGAUGCCUUCUUGUCCAAGUUCCAGUUGACUUCUGAGGAAAUGGGUCUGCUCCGUGGCACCAGAGAAGGACCUGUGACUGAGGAUUUUUUCAAGGCAUUGGGAAGAGUAAAACAGAUUCAUAAUGACAUCAAAGUUCUCCUGCGUACGAACCAGCAAACAGCAGGUUUGGAAAUUAUGGAACAGAUGGCCUUGCUUCAAGAAACAGCUUAUGAAAGACUUUACCGAUGGGCUCAAAGUGAAUGCAGAACAUUGACGCAUGAAUCCUGUGACAUAUCACCGGUACUAACUCAGGCAAUGGAAGCACUGCAGGACAGACCUGUCUUAUAUAAGUAUACCUUAGAUGAAUUUGGAACAGCCAGAAGAAGUACAGUUGUUCGUGGAUUUAUUGAUGCCCUUACAAGAGGAGGUCCAGGAAGUACACCGAGACCCAUUGAGAUGCACUCCCAUGACCCUUUGAGGUAUGUGGGCGACAUGCUAGCCUGGCUCCAUCAAGCUACUGCUUCUGAGAAGGAGCACCUGGAAGCGCUCUUAAAGCACGUGCCUACGCAAGAUGUUGAAGAAAAUAUUCAAGAAGUUGUUGGACAUAUCACUGAGGGUGUGUGCAGGCCUCUAAAGGUUCGAAUUGAACAAGUAAUACUUGCUGAACCAGGGGCAGUUUUAUUAUAUAAAAUCUCUAACCUCCUCAAAUUUUACCACCAUACAAUCAGUGGCAUUGUUGGAAAUAGUGCGACCACGCUAUUGACUACCAUUGAAGAAAUGCAUUUACUAAGCAAAAAAAUCUUCUUUAAUAGUUUGAGUCUACAUGCAAGUAAAUUAAUGGACAAGGUUGAACUCCCACCACCUGACCUUGGACCAAGUUCUGCACUAAACCAGACACUCACGUUGUUGCGUGAAGUUUUGGCUUCUCAUGAUUCUUCAGUCAUUCCUUUAGAUGCUCGCCAAGCUGAUUUCGUGCAAGUUUUAUCAUGUGUCUUGGAUCCUCUGCUCCAGAUGUGUACUGUGUCAGCCAGCAAUUUAGGCACAGCUGAUAUGGCCACUUUCAUGGUCAAUUCUCUGUAUAUGAUGAAGACAACAUUAGCUCUGUUUGAAUUCACUGACAGACGUCUGGAAAUGCUUCAAUUUCAGAUUGAAGCACAUUUGGACACACUAAUAAAUGAGCAAGCCUCUUAUGUCUUAACUAGAGUUGGCUUGAGUUAUAUCUAUAACACUGUACAACAGCAUAAGCCUGAACAGGGCUCUUUAGCUAAUUUGCCAAACCUAGACUCUGUGGCACUGAAGGCAGUGAUGGUUCAGUUUGAUCGUUACCUGUCAGCCCCAGACAGCCUGCUCAUGCCUCAGCUGAGCUUGCUUCUAAGUGCUACAGUAAAAGAGCAGAUUAUAAAACAGUCCACAGAACUGAUCUGCAGAGCCUAUGGUGAAGUGUAUGCAGCCGUGUUGAAUCCCAUCAAUGAGUACAAAGAUCCAGAGACCAUCCUACACCGAUCACCACAGCAAGUGCAAACACUUCUCUCCUGAUUGUCUUGUUUGUUCUGUUGGCACGCUGUCACAUUCCUAAGACACUGAAGACUGCCGUUGUUUUAGAAGACUUAUCAUUUACAUUUGAUAGAAUUUUCUUUGUGUCAUGAGAUUGUAGAUUAAAAUAAUGCCCUUUGCAUUCACUAACCUGAAAGUAAGCAUGAUGCUGGCCUGAGUUCAUAUUGCCCCCUUUCAGCUUCAUAGAAGUGCUCUAUUGUAGGCUGCAUUUCUAGCUCUGUAAUUUCCAUCAACUCUGGAACACAAAUAUAUGGGAGAAGAGGACUGAGAGAUUUGGCUAAUUUUUUUUUUUUACAAAACUAGUUUUUAGUUGAUAGCAUCUAAAAAUUGUGUGAGGUUAAGAAUUAGCUUGAGGUUAUGAUCCAAUAAAUGUCUCUUUAUCCAAAGAUUCAUUUCCUUUCUUUUUAGGUAUUGAUGUAAGUUGACUUCAUGACUUUUUGGAAUGUUACCUGUAUCUUUUUCUCCAGAACUGUCUCAAAGUGUUAGAAGAAAGGAAAAGAGACAGUAGUUUGUGCUGCUGGUGUACCCAGCCGGGCAUCUACUUACUGUUUUUGUAAUUGACUAUGUGUUUAUGUGUAAUUGUAAAUAUACAGUUAGCAAAAAGGAAAAAAGCAGUGAAGUCAUUUAAAUACAGUGUGGAUGCCUGUGGAUGCCCUGGAGGAAAGCCGGACCUUGCUUUGAGUGUCAGGUCGGGAGAUGCAUGUUUAAGAACAGGUGUUGGCUGAACAGUGUGCACUCUACAUCCAUCCAGCAACAAACAUUGACUGCCGGAGGAGCAGUUGCUAGUAGGCAGUGAAUUUGCCUCCAGAAGGGUGACCCAGGCUGUAACUUGAGAAGGGGUUUUCUUUUCAACGCUUUUGUUAACUGUAAGUGCACAUUUGCAGACUGGACUGUGUAGAACUUUUCAGUAGAAGCAUAUUUGUGUACUGAUAAAAUCAGCUUAAUCCACAGUUUACUUUCUUUGACAUCACUUUAUGAUUAGAAGCUUAGGUUUUUAAUCCAGGAAAUAUAUACUAGGUUCCUGUAAACUGAUGAACAUUCAGAAUCACUGUAGUUGUUAACAACUGCAUGGGUUUGAUGUGGUUUUAUUUUGUUAAGGUUUUCAAAACUGUUCUUACUAGUCCUCCCCCCAAAAAUCUUGAUUUUUGGUAGAGAAAAGAGGUAGUUUUUAAGCUAUGAAUUGAGAAAACCAAGGCACAAAAGAAAAAGUUAACUAGUUCAAAAAUUUUGUAAAGUAAUAAAAUUGAUACUUAUAGAUUUGACAUAUCAAAUUUGUGUUUGUAGAACAUAGUUUAUUAACAUGCCUGAAGCUUACACUUGUUUAUACCUACUGUGAUUCUUUUAGAGUGAGAAUGAUUGAUGAUGUUUCAUCUAUUCUUGUACAAAACUAUAUUUUUAUUCCUUUUCCUUCGAAGAUUAAAUAAGGCAUAUAAAAGAUAUA